ACUGUCAAAUGUCAUUACAGUUUGUACAGUGGGUCUGCUGCCGAAGAAACACCUAUUUUUAAUAAAUAUAAACGAUUUCUGUUUAAACAACGUCCUAUAAAAAUGGCAGAAGAAGCAAAGAAGCGGAAAAUUUCCGAUGCUGAGCCCGAGACUUCGGCGCCAUCGGUGAAGAUGCCUCACAUCCAGUGCCCGUACCUGGACACUAUAAACCGGCACGUAUUGGACUUCGACUUUGAGAAGUUGUGUUCGGUGUCGUUGACUCGGAUCAACGUGUACGCUUGCCUCAUUUGCGGGAAAUAUUUCCAGGGCAGAGGCACCAAUACUCAUGCGUACACCCAUUCCGUGGCCGAUGGGCACCAUGUGUUCCUCAACCUGCACACACUCAAGUUCUACUGCUUGCCGGACAACUAUGAGGUUAUUGAUUCCUCGCUAAAUGACAUCAAGUAUGUGCUGAACCCGGUGUUCACUCCAGAGCAGAUCGCCCAGAUGGACUCUAACACGAAGCAGUCUCGGGCCAUUGACGGCACAAUGUAUAUGCCGGGCAUUGUGGGACUCAACAACAUCAAGGCUAACGACUACUGCAAUGUCAUACUACAGUGCCUCUCCCAAGUGCGGCCCCUGCGCAACUACUUCCUACGCGAAGCGAACUACGCCAACGUGAAGCGGCCGCCGGGCGACUCGCUGUUCCUGCUCGUGCAACGGUUCGGCGAACUGAUACGCAAGCUGUGGAACCCGCGCGCGUUCAAAGCCCAUGUGUCACCUCAUGAGAUGCUGCAAGCUGUCGUGCUGUGGUCUAAGAAACGGUUCCAGUUUAUUAAACAAAGUGAUCCAGUGGACUUCCUCUCCUGGUUCCUAAACUCCCUGCACAUGGCGCUCAACGGCACGAAGAAGGCCGACAGCUCCAUCAUAUACAAGUCGUUCCUCGGACACAUGAGGAUAUACACGAGGAAACUGCCACCUCCUGACGCGGAUGACGCAGCGCGAGUGGACCUAAACAGUGACGAAUACAAGGAGCUGAUAACCGAGUCUCCCUUCUUAUACCUGACGUGCGACUUGCCUCCCACGCCGCUCUUCACCGACGAGUUUAGAGAGAACAUCAUCCCGCAGGUGAACCUCUACCAGCUACUAUCCAAAUUCAACGGGCAAACCUCCAAAGAAUACAAGACGUACAAGGAGAACUUUCUCAAGCGGUUCGAGAUCACGCAGCUGCCGCCGUACCUCAUACUGUAUAUCAAGCGGUUCACAAAGAACACAUUCUUUGUGGAAAAGAACCCCACCGUCGUCAACUUUCCUGUCAAGAACGUAGACUUCGGUGACAUCCUCACGCCUGAGAUCAAGGCGAAACACAACGGUCGGACGACGUACGAGCUCGUGGGCAACAUCGUUCACGACGGCGCGCCCGAGAAGGGCACCUACCGGGCUCACGUACUCCAUAAACCAACGCAGCAGUGGUACGAAAUGCAAGACCUUCACGUGACCAGCAUCCUACCGCAGAUGAUUACGCUCACCGAAGCCUACAUACAGAUCUACGAACUCAACCAAGACCCCAAACCUUAGCCUAAGAAUAAAAACCUCCAAUAAAA
Molecule: messenger RNA, 1583 nt
Organism: Leguminivora glycinivorella
Lineage: Eukaryota; Metazoa; Arthropoda; Insecta; Lepidoptera; Tortricidae
Gene: Usp39
Product: U4/U6.U5 tri-snRNP-associated protein 2
Exons: 11
Coding region: 103-1557 (484 amino acids)
Biological process (GO): protein deubiquitination; mRNA processing; spliceosomal complex assembly
Molecular function (GO): cysteine-type deubiquitinase activity; zinc ion binding
Source: RefSeq, a predicted model, not a curated record